AUGAACCGUCUCUUUACAAUAAUCGCUGGCGCGGCCACCCUAUCAUUGAUACGAUCGGUUGACGGAUCACCCAAGGCAGCACGAUGGUCGAACAAGACCGUAGGACCAGAUGGGCCCUGGAACGCGAUAGAGGUAUCGAUGGGAUCUGGUCAGCAAGUGACGGUAUACGCCGGAAAAAUGUGGGAGUCGUUUUUCCCCGGAGCAACUUAUUGUGGAAAUGUCACGGCCGAUGGCCAGCUAUGCUACGCACAGGAAGCUGGCGCCAUAUACAACGAGUCCAUGGGCACCGGCCACGAGCCAAGUAUCUUGAUAAAUGGCGGCAACUCCUUAACACCUAAUCAAGUUUCUAACGGAACUGAUGGACUGCGAUGGGCCGAUUCGUUAUUUCUAGGCACCGAUACGACCCAGUGGGCCAACGACAAAGUGGAAAAUCUUAGCCUAGUUCUCCUGAGCGAUACUCAGUAUCAGUAUCCCAAUGGAAACAAGUGCCCAAUAUUUGCAGGUUGUCUUAGUUUCGGCGCAGCACCUGAUAUGGUUAACCAGACAUUCCAGGUAAACGCAGGUACAUCUGCAGGAGCCGUCAAUGUUAGUUUAUUAGCUGGUACUCUGUACGAAGAGAAAUCAAUCGACUCUCAAACUUUCGGGAUGCACAUUGGGUCGGCUGCUCCUCAGCAGGUUCCAGGCUCGCUCUGGUUUGGAGGAUAUGACCGGAAUAGAGCUGUGAACGAUAUGUUGGCUAUUCCCAUCGCCGACCCUUAUCUCGUAUUCACAGACGCUCCUCUCGUGGACAUAUCCAUCAACGUCGUCAAAGGGGGUUCGCCCUUCCCUUGGAGUUCGAAAGGAGGCCUGUUGGCGUCGGGGAACUCCUCAAUAGGGGAUCGAUUCCCCCUUGCCAUCGAUCCGUGUUUUCCGUACAUCAACCUCCCCAAGAGUACCUGCGACGCUAUCGCUGCCGAGAUACCAGUGACAUACAACGAGGGGCUAGGAUUAUACCUCUGGAACACGGACUCUCCGGACUACAGUCGUAUAGUACAGUCUCCCUCCGUCUUAUCGUUCACGUUUAUGGAUCCUAAUAAUAACUCGCGGAGGGUAAACAUCUCAGUACCGUUCAUGCACCUUAACCUGACGCUAGAUGAACCGAUUGUCGACAAGCCGACCUCCUAUUUACCCUGCAAUGCGGUAUCAAACGGAAACUACGCUCUCGGACGUGCUUUUCUGCAGGAUGCUUUUUUCGGAGCAAACCUAAAGACGGCAUUCUAUUUCAUGUCCCAGGCGCCUGGGCCCAACAUCAACGGUCAAAGCGUGGCGAUCAUGGACGAUCAGUGCCGUACACUCUCAACUAGCGAUAACAACUGGGAAACAUCCUGGGAUGGGUACUGGACACCACUUCCAGAUAAUUCGACAACGAGCGAAUCGACGGGACAUACAUCUAGAACCGGUGUCAUUGCUGGCUCGACCGUUGGUGGAGUGGCCGGUCUCGUGAUAUUCGCAGUGAUCGGCUCCGUUAUACGAAGAUACCACGUAUACGGCAAGGGCUGCUCGAUUUGCGGUCUUCCCCUGAUCAAGGACAAACCGGCCGCGUACUACGGCGCGAAUGUCACCGAACCAUCAGGGGGUUCCCCCAAAUCACCAGCUGGAUAUUGGCCGCAGCAACCUACACCUGUGACAGAGCUACCAACGGUCUCGGGUAACACGUGGCAGAUGCCAGCUCAUGUUACGGACCAAGCGGCGGAAAUGGAGACGCCUUGGGUCGUUCACGAGAUGCCUAAUAACUACUGGGAGGCAAAUAGCCAUCAUUACCAGGCCAGCAAAUAGCAUACCGUGGAGGAAUAAAAUUAGGCUUGCAUGAUACUAGCGAAGGGAGUUGCAUUCUUGUUUUAGUUCGUCCAUGAUUAGAUACCAUUUUAGAUGCUUUGUUUUUGCAUGUUAUGCGAGGAAGUUAGAGGUAUACCAUAUAAAACGGAAGUAAACGACGGUACUCAUGUAAAUAUCGACCAUGGAGAAAAGAAUAUCACGAGUAUCUUUUUUUAUCGAGAUACCAAUAUGACUCUAAUCCGACAUACGGGACUAAUAUGGCCCCAUGGUCUUCAACCUCAUGUAUUGUUAUGUCUGGCACACCUGAAUAAGCAGGUGGUAAAUAUCGUAAUUCUGGGACUGACGCGACCUACGAUCACGUAAGAUUAGUCUUCACGCACCUCCGUAGGAGCAUUGGCCCCCAAAAGGCUUCGCUCUUCAUCAACGACGAGGUCUUUUUUCUCAGUCGGUGGCUUAUUCUUUUGUAAGCUAACCCAUAUUGCAGAGCCGAUAAUUAAGGCGCUCCCGAAGAGACUUUCAAUAGGAGGCGUCGUUCCCCAGACGACUCUCUCGAUAAUCAGCGCAAAGACCAUCUGCGUGUA
Messenger RNA from Annulohypoxylon truncatum, 2396 nucleotides. RefSeq lists its product as uncharacterized. Lineage: Eukaryota; Fungi; Ascomycota; Sordariomycetes; Xylariales; Hypoxylaceae. The coding region runs from base 1 to 1815 and encodes 604 amino acids. The transcript is spliced from 2 exons. The record is from RefSeq and is a predicted model, not a curated record.